Molecule: messenger RNA, 1303 nt
Organism: Ictidomys tridecemlineatus (thirteen-lined ground squirrel)
Lineage: Eukaryota; Metazoa; Chordata; Mammalia; Rodentia; Sciuridae
Source: RefSeq, a predicted model, not a curated record
CCCGGCACCACGCUCCUCUGCCCUUCCCCCUCGAUUGUCCCUCGCUGUGCCUGCCCCAGUGCCACCACCCCGCGGCUCCGCGGAUCCCGGCUGGCCCAUUGGGAACUCGCCAGGAGCGUUGUCCCCUGCGAGGCCUGGGGGCCGGCGGGGCCGCAGCCACGGAAUGGGCCUGAGCCCGGCUGCGAGGGACAGUAAGUUCUCGCGCCACCUCGCUAGGUUGCCCCUGCCGCGCCUCAAGGCCGUUCGCAGACUCGCCAGUGUCCGGCCACGUGAAGAUCAGCCUGGGCCAGGACGUUCAGCGGUGCCCCCCUCAGAAGAAUCUGUGGGUUCCCAAGCACUGGUCCAGUUCCUGUCCAAGCAGCCUCAGCAGGAUACUUCAGAACUCAAUGAAUGCAUACAGCAGGGAUUGACUCAAUGUACUUUCAUUAAAAGCAUGCCACUUUCCUCCUUUAAACAAAAAUGCCAAGGGGCUGAAAUUUUGGAGAAGACCUGUGCUGAACACACCUUGAGUUCUGGAGAUGAGUUAAAUCCAGGGGAAAGAGAGAAGUCCAUCAUUAACGUGGAGACCACACCCACCCAGAAGAGUAUAGAGUUGGAUUCAACACCCAAGCCUGAGAGGGAGGGCAAGUUAAUAAAGCAAGCAGCUGAGGUCAAACCAAGACCCAGACCCGGAGACCUGAUUGAGAUUUUUCGAAUUGGCUAUGAGCACUGGGCCAUCUAUGUAGAAGAUGACUAUGUGGUCCAUCUGGCUCCUCCGAGUGAGGAAUUUGAGGUUGGCAGCAUAACUUCUGUCUUCAGCAACCGCGCAGUCGUAAAAUAUAGCCGCCUGCAGGAUGUGCUGCAUGGGUGUUCCUGGAAGAUCAACAACAAGCUGGACGGGACCUACCUGCCCCUGCCGGUGGACAAGAUCAUCCAGCGCACGAAGAACAUGAUCAACAAGAUGGUGCAGUACAGCCUGAUCGAAGGGAACUGUGAGCACUUCGUCAACGACCUCAGAUACGGCGUGCACAGGAGCCAGCAGGUGGAGCACGCCCUGAUGAACGGAGCAAAGGCUGCGGGCGCGGUCAUCUCAGCGGUUGUUGAUAGCAUCAGGCCCAAACCUUUAACUGCCUGAAGGUGCUGGAUACUCCAAGUUGAGGAAAAACUACCGACACCAGUAAAAAGAGUAUGCUUCUUUCCCUUCCCUUGCCUCCCUCCCUCAAUGGCCCUGUUAAGAAAAUUGUGAACUUCUGCAAGAAUCUACAAUGUAUCCAAUUCCCCCUCCAGAAAUACAUCCAAUAUAUGUGAUCACGGACUCUCAAAA